UAAUACAGCAAAGUCAUGAAAAAGUAAAACUGGAAACUUCCAAACUGCAUCCUCAAAUUAUGUCACCUUUUCCUUCCAAAUUUUGGAAAAACCAGCUUCAAGUCAUAUUGUAUAAACGCUAAAGCUCAAAUUUUUUUGAUCUGGGUAGCCACUGUUCCUGCAGCCUCGAGCUCUAAAAAUCUGAAUCUGUGAACCUCUCACCUCAGAAUUCAAUUUAUCGUCUCUUUUCGUGAAGAUAUUUUGAACUUCUGUCCGAAUUUGCUCUCCAGCGCAGCAAGCAAUCAAUCAAAAUCCCAACUUGAUCCUCUUUUUCGGACCCAAUCACUGGUCAGAAAAAUGGGUUGCUGUGGAAGCAAAGAGCAAUCUCCACAAUCUGGUGCAAAAGGGUACUCGAGCACGACUGUCUCAGGGCAAAACCAAGCUUAUCAACAAGGACCUGCGGUUCAGACCCACAAGGUGUCCGCUCAAAUGCCUCAACCAAGACCACAGCAACAGCCAGCGAGCAAGCCUCCACCAAUGAGCAGUGCGGUUGCUCAAAAUACGGACAAUACAAUUCUGGGUAAGCCAUUUCAGGACAUUAAGCAACACUACACUCUUGGCAAGGAACUGGGUAGAGGUCAAUUUGGCAUCACGUAUCUUUGCACCGAGAAGUCUACUGGCCACAUUUAUGCCUGCAAAUCUAUACUGAAGAGAAAACUUGUGUCGAAAAGUGACAGGGAUGAUAUGAAAAGAGAGAUUCAGAUUAUGCAACAUCUCUCCGGUCAACCCAAUAUCGUUGAAUUCAGGGGUGCUUAUGAAGAUAGGUAUUCAGUUCAUGUGGUGAUGGAGCUUUGUGCUGGUGGGGAGUUAUUUGAUAGGAUCAUUGCCAAAGGUCAUUAUACUGAGAGAGCUGCUGCUUCCAUUUGCCGCGCGAUAGUCAACGUGGUCCACAUUUGUCACUUUAUGGGAGUUCUGCAUCGUGAUCUUAAGCCUGAGAAUUUCUUGUUGGCAAGCAAGGAUGAGGGAGCUAUGUUGAAGGCCACUGAUUUCGGGUUGUCCGUCUUCAUUGAGGAAGGAAAGGUGUAUCGUGAUAUAGUGGGUAGUGCUUACUAUGUUGCUCCUGAAGUACUGCAACGUAAAUAUGGAAAGGAGAUUGAUAUAUGGAGUGCUGGAGUUAUCUUAUACAUUCUUCUCAGUGGUGUGCCUCCAUUCUGGGCAGAAACCGAGAAGGGUAUUUUUAAUGCCAUACUGCAAGGAGAAAUUGAUUUCGUCAGUGACCCAUGGCCAUCAAUAUCAGAUGGUGCCAAGGAUCUCAUCAGGAAAAUGUUGACUCAGGAUCCUAAGAAGCGGAUCACCUCUGCCCAAGUCCUUGAACAUCCUUGGCUCAAAGAAGGCGGAGAAGCAUCAGACAAGCCAAUAGACAAUGCAGUUCUGUCCAGGAUGAAGCAAUUCAGGGCAAUGAAUGAGAUGAAGAAGCUUGCAUUGAAGGUAAUUGCAACAAAUUUCUCUGAAGAGGAUAUCAAAGGUCUUAAAGCCAUGUUUACGAACAUGGACACAGACAAUAGUGGCACAAUCACCUUUGAAGAGCUGAAGUCUGGUUUGGCUCGACUUGGAUCACGGCUCUCAGAGACUGAAGUAAAGCAACUUAUGGAAGCUGCUGAUGUUGAUGGAAAUGGUUCGAUUGACUACAUUGAAUUUAUAUCAGCCACAAUGCAUAGACACAAGCUAGAGAGAGACGAACAUCUGCAUAAAGCGUUCCAAUAUUUUGACAAGGAUGGCAGCGGUUAUAUUACCAAAGAUGAGUUAGAAGCUGCAAUGAAGGAGCACGCCAUUGGCGAUGAAGCCAACAUAAAGGAGAUCAUUGCAGAGGUGGACAAAGAUAAUGAUGGAAGGAUCGACUAUGAUGAGUUUUGCACAAUGAUGAGGAGUAAAGCUCAGCAUCCUGGAAAGCUUUUUUAAGUCACAUAGUUUUAAAGCUCUUUGUUGGCAGAAGUACUUUAUUUUUUCUUUCAGGUGAGCUCUGAUAUGUUCCAUAAAUCAAUCUAAAGUAGAAUGAUGAGGAGAGCUAGGGUCCAUAGUAUCUCGGUUUAACGAGUCCAUUUUAGCUCUUGCUCACAUCUCUGCUAUUCUCGUUCUCCUGGAUGAUGUUUGAUUGCUUCUCACUCCGUCUCAUUAUUGCAGUUGAUGCCUGCUCAGGUAUCAUGUAUAUUAUGAUUUGAGCUUUGUUGUGUACCCGACAAUGAAGAGGAAGUCUUAUUUUGCCAUUAGUCUUUGUUGUCCUUGUACCUUAGAUUGGCUAGCGAGUUCUUCUAGCUUCGAAUAUCGCUCAAGACUUUGUGCAUAUGACUAUGCAUCUUUUUUUUAAAAUUAUAUGUACAUUCGGGACGUUGAUUUCUAAUGAGAACCUAAGUUAACCUUUA
Messenger RNA from Syzygium oleosum, 2399 nucleotides. RefSeq names its product calcium-dependent protein kinase 2-like. The coding region runs from base 337 to 1938 and encodes 533 amino acids. Gene Ontology annotation, molecular function: calcium ion binding; ATP binding; calcium-dependent protein serine/threonine kinase activity. The record is from RefSeq and is a predicted model, not a curated record. The transcript is spliced from 8 exons. Gene Ontology annotation, cellular component: cytoplasm; nucleus. Lineage: Eukaryota; Viridiplantae; Streptophyta; Magnoliopsida; Myrtales; Myrtaceae. Gene Ontology annotation, biological process: intracellular signal transduction; protein autophosphorylation; peptidyl-serine phosphorylation.